AUGCAGGAGCCUGUGUACGAGGACGAGCUGACGUACGCGUGUAUCAAGAUCGGAUAUCACGUCGCCAGCGACAACACCAAGACGCGCACGUACAGAUGCGGGGCGGACAAGUCGUGGGGCGUCGCUUACGAGCCGUGCACACUCAUUCACUGUCCGCUUCCGCCCUACGAGCAUGCGAGCAUUGCGGAGACGGACAGAGAGUUCGACAGCUGGGCGACGGUGACAUGCGACACCGGCUACGAGUAUGGCGACCUGAUCACCACGACAGAAAUAAUGCAGUGUCAGGACAGCGGCUCCUACGCAGACAUACCGCCGGACUGCCAGAGUAGUGCACUCUUGCCUGUUACAUUGCGAGUUGAACGAACGAUGGAGCUGCACGGCAAGCUGCAGCAUGCUUUUCUGCUCGAGGAACAUGGCCCGUGGGCGCACCUUAUUCGUCGACUGCGAGGGGUUACUAUCGUGCACUGUCCGGAGCUGACCGGCGGGAAUCUGACGGUCAGCACGAACGAGACGAGCUGGCUCACGGAGGUGAUGGUCACCUGUCCGCUAGGCAGCGAGUUCCUUCCUGACCAGACGAGUCUGAAUAUCACAUGUCAUGCCAACAGUGAAUGGUCGGCGAGUCUACCCGAAUGCAGCCGCGUUCGCUGCCCUAACCCCGGCUACCCUGAACACGGCAAGAGAGUCGGAGACGAAUUCCGUUACCAUGACUACGUGACGUACUCGUGCGGGUACGGCCGCGAGCUGUAUGGUAAAGCUACGAUCAUGUGCACGCACGACAAGACCUGGAGCAGACCCGUGCCCGUGUGUGUCAAGCACUGUCCGAUGCUACUCGAUCUGCAAUACGCUGUCGCGGUUCCCGUUAACGAAUACAACCAGAUGACAACUAUUUGGUGCUUUCCCAACUACGAGUACAUAUUGGCGAGAUCUACUAUGAAGACGAGUGUUUGCACUGCCGACAAGGUGUGGGAUACGACAGAACUGGACUGUGAUCUGCGCCGGUGUCGGGCCCUGGAUCCGGGGCGCUCUCACGCCACGUGGAACUACACGGAGACUCUGCUACCGGUGUUUGGCACCUACGUGCUAGUGACGUGCAACAUUGGUUACAUGUUGCCCGGUACGGAUGACGCCCCGCGCAAGCUGCAGCAUGCUUCCUGCUCGAAGGACACCAUGACGUGGGCGCCACCUAUCGUCGACUGCGAGGGUGAGGACUGA
Priapulus caudatus is the source of this 1212-nucleotide messenger RNA. Its product is annotated as CUB and sushi domain-containing protein 3-like. Bases 1 to 1212 code for a protein of 403 amino acids. Gene Ontology annotation, biological process: negative regulation of complement activation, classical pathway. The record is from RefSeq and is a predicted model, not a curated record. NCBI's taxonomy places the organism in Eukaryota, Metazoa, Priapulida, Priapulimorpha, Priapulimorphida, Priapulidae. The transcript has 7 exons.